AUGGACAAGUUCCGGAUGAUCUUCCAGUUCUUGCAGUCCAACCAGGAGUCCUUCAUGAACGGCAUCUGCGGCAUCAUGGCCCUGGCCAGUGCCCAGAUGUACUCCGCCUUCGACUUCAACUGCCCCUGCCUGCCGGGCUACAAUGCUGCCUACAGCGCCGGCAUUCUGCUGGCGCCACCACUGGUCCUCUUUCUCCUCGGUCUGGUCAUGAACAACAACGUGUCCAUGCUGGCUGAAGAGUGGAAGCGGCCGCCAGGCCGCCGGGCCAAGGACCCCGCGGUGCUGCGCUACAUGUUCUGCUCCAUGGCCCAGCGCGCCCUCAUCGCGCCCGUCGUCUGGGUGGCUGUCACGCUGCUCGAUGGCAAGUGCUUCCUCUGUGCCUUCUGCACGGCUGUGCCCGUGACUGUGCUGGGCAACGGCAGCCUGGCGCCUGGCCUGUCCCCGCCCGACCUCGCCCGCCUGCUGGCCCGGGUGCCCUGCCCUGAGAUCUACGACGGUGACUGGCUGCUGGCCCGCGAGGUGGCCGUGCGCUACCUGCGCUGCAUCUCACAGGCCCUGGGCUGGUCCUUCGUGCUGCUGACCACACUGCUGGCAUUCAUUGUGCGCUCUGUGCGGCCCUGUUUCACUCAGGCCGCCUUCCUCAAAAGCAAGUACUGGUCCCACUACAUCGACAUCGAGCGCAAGCUCUUCGACGAGACGUGCACGGAGCACGCCAAGGCCUUUGCCAAGGUCUGUAUCCAGCAGUUCUUCGAGGCCAUGAACCAUGACCUGGAGCUGGGUCACACCGACGGGGCCCUGGCCACAGCCCCUGCUAGCUCAGCUGCUCCCCCUGUCACAGACAUCGGUGCCGACGAGGAGAGGGAGAAGCUGCGCGGCAUCACCGAUCAAGGCACCAUGAACAGGCUGCUCACGAGCUGGCACAAGUGCAAGCCACCCCUGCAGCUGGGCCAGGAGGAGCCGCCGGUGGGCAACGGCUGGGCUGGGGGCGGGCCUCGGCCUUUACGCAAGGAGGUGGCCACCUACUUCAGCAAAGUGUGAGCCGUGGCCAGGUUAAGAGGCAGAAAUGGGGGCCUGAGCCCACAGCAUCUCAGACCCCCAAGCCAAAUGGAAAAAUGAAAGCUGUAGGUGCUGGCAGCAGGCCCCAGAGCACAGCCACGUGCCCAGGCUUCCACCUGCCCACCUGAGGCAGGAAGCUUGGAGCUGGAAGGGAACCUCACUCUUCCAGCUUUGACAUCAUCCUGGAUGGCCCUGGGGCAGCAGGGC
This is a messenger RNA of Camelus dromedarius (Arabian camel), 1263 nucleotides long. It is a transcript of the gene CALHM1, whose product is annotated as calcium homeostasis modulator 1. Gene Ontology annotation, cellular component: plasma membrane. Bases 1 to 1038 code for a protein of 345 amino acids. The transcript is spliced from 2 exons. The record is from RefSeq and is a predicted model, not a curated record. Gene Ontology annotation, molecular function: monoatomic cation channel activity. Lineage: Eukaryota; Metazoa; Chordata; Mammalia; Artiodactyla; Camelidae.